AACUUUCUUUCUGAAACCUGAUACCAACUUCUUCCCAACUCUUCUUCCGCUUGAAAUCCCCAAACCACUCUUGUCCCCACUCUCUCUCUCUCUCCAAAUCAUCACCUUCUUCCUUUCUAUAUAAACAAAUGGUCUUGUGUUUAUUUCUUUCAGAAAGACUUGAUAACGCAGCCCUGAAAAUUCUCUGGUUUCCAUUCACUGACCCAUCACCACAGAUCUCUCUCUCUCCCACACCCACACACAGGGAACGGUUUUUUUCCUGUCUUCUCUUCAUCUCUCUUACACACAUGGACAAGCACAUAUAUAAUAUAGGGUCAUCGCCGGCGAUGGAAGCAACGCCAACAACGUUUGUGCAAGCAGACGCGCACACGUUCAGGGAGCUCGUGCAGAAGCUAACGGGAGCCGGGGAAGACGAUUCUGAGAAACUCCCGAUCACACUUCCAGCGAGAUUCUCAGCUAGAUCGUCGAACUCCAGCGAAGUCGUGGGCCCUCGUCGGUCAGCUUUCAAGCUCCAAGAGCGGAGACAGAACAUAAGGAAGAUGGAAAUCAAGCUGGGCCUCACGUCUCUCCGCAACUCACCCACCUUCUCCCCACCAAUUUCGAGCCCGGUCACCCCUCUGAGCUCCGACCCGCUAUUCUCCGCCUACUUCCCAGGUUCCGGAAGCCAGUCUCCGUCGUCGCCCGCGGUGUCGGAGGAAGAAAAAGUGAUAGCAGAGAAAGGGUUCUACUUGCACCCGUCACCGUUGAAUACUCCUCGAGAUUCUGAACCGCCCGAGCUUCUUCCACUGUUUCCUUUGUCAUCUCACAAGCAUCAACCUGGGGAUCCUUAAAAAGUUCCUACAACCGUAGGUACGACGGAGAAUUUUUCGGGUUCUGCAUCUUCUCUUUUUACGAUGUUUUCGUUUUUUGCCAUUUUUGGUGGGUUCUGAGCACAGUUCAAAAACCUAAAUUCUUGUUCAGGGUUUCUGUGUUUGAUAAAUAUGGCUCAUCGAAUCCGAACUCCCAAAGAACUCCAAUGGACGUAUCAUGAUCUUUACGUUGGGAAUUCAAA
Messenger RNA from Nelumbo nucifera (sacred lotus), 1051 nucleotides. RefSeq names its product VQ motif-containing protein 11-like. NCBI's taxonomy places the organism in Eukaryota, Viridiplantae, Streptophyta, Magnoliopsida, Proteales, Nelumbonaceae. The record is from RefSeq and is a predicted model, not a curated record.